This is a messenger RNA of Rhincodon typus (whale shark), 1183 nucleotides long. RefSeq names its product retinal G protein coupled receptor a (gene rgra). NCBI's taxonomy places the organism in Eukaryota, Metazoa, Chordata, Chondrichthyes, Orectolobiformes, Rhincodontidae. Bases 52 to 939 code for a protein of 295 amino acids. Gene Ontology annotation, molecular function: G protein-coupled receptor activity. Gene Ontology annotation, biological process: phototransduction; G protein-coupled receptor signaling pathway; visual perception. The transcript has 7 exons. The record is from RefSeq and is a predicted model, not a curated record. Gene Ontology annotation, cellular component: membrane.
CAGCAAUAUUUAAGGCAGCAAGUCAGGGUCUUGCUCGACCAGGGUGUAAAGAUGGUAACUACCAAACCUAUCAUUGAGGGAUUCAGUGAGUUGGAAGUAUUUGCACUUGGGACUACUCUAUUACUGGAAGCUCUCCUUGGACUGUUCCUGAAUGUGAUAACGAUUUUAUCCUUUUACAAGAUAAAAGAAAUCCAGACACCAAGCAAUCUCUUAAUAGCCAGCUUGGCUGUAUCGGACACUGGCAUCUGCUUGAAUGCAUUUGUAGCUGCUUUCUCAAGCUUUCUAAGGUACUGGCCAUAUGGAUCAGAAGGUUGCCAGACUCAUGGUUUCCAAGGAUUUUUGACAUCUCUUGCUAGCAUUAAUGCGUGUGCUGCCAUUGCUUGGGACAGGUACCACCUGAACUGCAGCAGGUCAAGAUUACAAUGGAGCAGUACCAUGACUGUUUUGGCAAUUAUCUGGGGAUUUGCUGGAUUCUGGGCUUCUAUGCCAUUAUUUGGAUGGGGUGAAUAUGAUUACGAACCGUUACGAACUUGCUGCACACUGGAUUACUCUAAAGGUGACAGAACAUUUGUCUCAUUCUUCAUCCCAGUGGCAUUUUUUGAAUUUGUCUUCCCACUUUUCAUCAUGGUAACUUCUUACCAAUCUUGUGCGAAUAAAUUCAAGAAAACUGGACAAGUCAAGUUUAAUACUAGAUUACCUUUUAAGACUCUUUUGAUUUGCUGGGGACCAUAUAGCCUGUUGUGCACGUUUGCUGUCUUGGAAAAUGUUACUGUCUUGUCUCCAAAACUAAGGAUGCUCCCUGCCAUCGUUGCAAAGACGUCACCUAUAGCCAAUGCCUUCGUCUAUGCUCUUGGAAAUCCUAACUACAGAGGAGGGAUCUGGUCCUUCUUAACAGGAGAGAAAAUUGGAUCCAUUGAAAUGGAUGGGAAACUUAAAUAAGUAAAAUUCAACCAUUCACAGAACAAUCAUUGGAACAUAAACUGAAGUGCACACAGAAGCUUUAAGACCCAAUCUUUAUAUCAAGUUGCUUUCACAGUAGAAGCAUUUUGCACACUUUACAAACCAAGGAGUUAGAAUGAAUAUACUGGUAGAUUAUAACAACACUCGAAUAUGCAUGUACAGCUCUUGGCUUCAAAGAGCCAUAAAUCCAUGUUAUUUACACACACAAACAAAAACAGAAAUU